AUGAAGUCUGAUUUUAAGUUUUCCAAUCUUUUGGGAACUGUUUAUAGGCAAGGUAACGUCUUGUUCUCUCAAGAUGGUUCCAAGUUACUUUCACCGGUAGGUAAUAGGGUGUCGGUAUUUGAUUUGAUCAACAAUACUGCUUUUACCUUCGAAUAUGAACAUAGGAAGAACGUUGCCGUUGUAGAUAUCAACAAGCAAGGUACGUUACUUCUUUCCAUUGAUGUCGAUGGUCGUGGUAUCUUGGCGAACUUUAAGACAAGAAACGUAUUGCAUCAUUUCAACUUCAAAGAAAAGGUUUAUGACUUGAAGUUUUCACCUGAUGGCAAGUUAUUUGCGCUGGCUUGUGGGAGAUUCUUACAAAUAUGGAGGACACCCGAGACCACUGAGGAUAGACAGUUUGCACCUUUUGUUCGUUAUAGAAUCCAUGCCGGCCACUUUUCUGAUAUAACUUCCUUGACAUGGUCAAAAGAUUCAAGAUUUAUUAUAUCCACAUCCAAGGACCUAACGGCAAGGAUAUGGUCAGUUAACUCGGAGGAGAAAAAUCUUGCAUCGACGACUUUUGCAGGACAUAGAGAUAACGUUAUCGGAGCAUAUUUCAGCGAUGACCAGGAAAAGAUAUACACGGUCAGUAAAGAUGGUGCCUUAUUCCAAUGGGAAUACACCAAAAAGCCUGGUGAAGGGGAAGACAAUGAUGAAGAUGAGGAAGAUGUAGAUUUGUCAAAAUAUAGUUGGAGAAUCACAAAGAAGAAUUUUUUCCAUGCAAACAGAGCAAAGGUGAAGUGUUCUGCAUUCCAUGCUGCAUCCAACAUAUUAACAGUCGGUUUCUCAAACGGUGAAUUCCGACUCUAUGAACUGCCAGAAUUCAUCAUGAUUCAACAACUUUCAAUGGGUCAAAAUGCAGUUAAUACGGUUGCCAUCAACAGUUCUGGUGAAUGGUUGGCUUUCGGUUCUAGUAAACUUGGGCAAUUGAUAGUGUACGAAUGGCAAUCAGAGUCAUAUAUUCUAAAACAACAAGGUCAUUUCGAUACGUUAAAUGGAUUGUGUUACUCCCCAGAUGGAUCGAAGAUUGUCACAGCAAGUCACGAAGGUAAGAUCAAGAUUUGGGAUGUCGCGUCAGGUUUCUGUUUGGCAACUUUUGAUGAACAUGCAGGUGGUGUAAGUGCAGUAGAAUUUGCUAAAAAAGGUCAAGUUUUGUUUUCAGCUUCUUUGGAUGGUACCGUGAAAGCAUGGGACUUGAUCAGAUAUCGUAAUUUCAGAACGUUCACUGCGACCGAAAGAAUACAGUUCAACUCAUUAGCAGUUGAUCCAAGCGGAGAAGUUGUAUGUGCCGGGUCGGAAGAUAGCUUUGACAUUUUUGUUUGGUCAGUACAGACUGGUCAGUUAGUGGAUACACUAUCUGGCCAUGAAGGUCCUAUCUCCUGUUUAUCUUUCAGUAAUGAGAAUGGAGUUUUGGCAUCCGCUUCAUGGGAUAAAACAAUUAGAGUGUGGUCUCUCUUCGGUAGAAGUCAACAGGUAGAGCCUUUUGAAGUAUUUUCUGAUGUUUUAUCUAUUUCUAUGAAACCGGAUGGUCAACAAAUAGCUGCAAGUACUCUAGCGGGGCAAAUAUUAUUCUUUGAUGUUGCUGAGGGCAAACAGGUGGGAAAUAUUGACGGCAAAAGGGAUAUAAUCUCGGGUAGACAUUUGGAAGAUCGGUUCACAUCAGAAAGUUCAGCAAGAUCUAAAUAUUUUACCACCAUUCAUUACAGUUUCGAUGGUCUCUCUUUGGUUGCAGCCGGUAACAAUAAUUCCAUAUGUCUUUAUGACAUUCCAAACGAAGUACUGCUAAGAAGAUUUACCGUAUCCAAAAACAUGAUGUUAAACGGCACCAUGGAGUUUUUAAACUCAAGUAGAAUGACAGAAGCAGGAUCUUUGGAUCUCAUUGAUCAAGAUGCAGAAAAUUCAGACUUGGAAGAUCGCGUAGAUAACAGCCUUCCUGGUUCGAAUAGAGGAGGUGACUUAUCGACAAGAAGAGUCAGACCGGCGAUCAGAGUGACGUCUAUAAGAUUCUCUCCUACUGCUAAUGCAUUUGCCGCCGGUUCAACAGAAGGUUUACUUGUAUAUUCCGUUGAUAAUACUAUUCUUUUUGAUCCUUUCGAUCUUGACGUCGAUGUGACUCCACAGAAUGUUAUCCAAAGCUUAGAUGACAAGGAAUAUCUCAAUGCCAUACUAAUGGCUUUCCGUCUAAAUGAGGGCUAUCUAAUCCACAGAGUAUAUGAGAAUAUUCCAAUAAAGGAUAUUCCAUUGAUAGCUCACGAGUUGCCAGUGGUUUACGUAUCAAGAAUUCUAAAAUUCAUUGGUGAGUACGCUUUAGAAUCACAGCAUUUGGAGUUCAAUCUCCUUUGGAUCAAAUCUGUACUUACAGCCCACGGCAAAUACAUUUCUACUAAUAAGCAUCAAUUCUCUAGCGCAUUGAGAGCUGUCCAAAGAUUUAUUGGUAGAAUGGCAAAUGACGUCGUCCAAACAUACAAGAGAAAUAAGUACACAUUAGACUUUUUGACAAAUACCGAUGGUUCUUCAACUAACGCUGUUGACGAGGAUAUGAAUCUACUGGGCAAUGAUUCAGACAACGAAUCUGAAGACAAAGAGGAUAUCAACAUGGACGACGAUUUAGAUGGAGGUGAAUGGGUUGGAUUCGAGGAAAAAACUAUUAAUCUUCCUGUUAAUGACGAAGAUUCUGACGACGAAAUCCUACUAUGA
Kluyveromyces lactis is the source of this 2736-nucleotide messenger RNA. It is a transcript of the gene PWP2, whose product is annotated as snoRNA-binding rRNA-processing protein PWP2. Gene Ontology annotation, biological process: ribosomal small subunit assembly; maturation of SSU-rRNA from tricistronic rRNA transcript (SSU-rRNA, 5.8S rRNA, LSU-rRNA). Bases 1 to 2736 code for a protein of 911 amino acids. The record is from RefSeq and is a predicted model, not a curated record. The transcript has a single exon. Lineage: Eukaryota; Fungi; Ascomycota; Saccharomycetes; Saccharomycetales; Saccharomycetaceae. Gene Ontology annotation, cellular component: Pwp2p-containing subcomplex of 90S preribosome; small-subunit processome. Gene Ontology annotation, molecular function: protein binding.